Messenger RNA from Megalobrama amblycephala (Wuchang bream), 2842 nucleotides. It is a transcript of the gene aldh3b4, whose product is annotated as aldehyde dehydrogenase 3 family, member B2. Gene Ontology annotation, biological process: aldehyde metabolic process. The coding region runs from base 954 to 2459 and encodes 501 amino acids. Gene Ontology annotation, cellular component: cytoplasm. The record is from RefSeq and is a predicted model, not a curated record. The transcript is spliced from 10 exons. NCBI's taxonomy places the organism in Eukaryota, Metazoa, Chordata, Actinopteri, Cypriniformes, Xenocyprididae. Gene Ontology annotation, molecular function: aldehyde dehydrogenase (NAD+) activity.
GAAGUUGGCAGAUCUCACAGAAAAUGGCACAGAGCAUGAUGGCCACACAUUUCAGGUUUUAUUUUUUUUUAUUUUUUUUUUAGCUUCAGACUAUGAUUCCAUCCAAUCAAUGUUUGAUAUUUUGAGCUGAUUUGUGUCAUGUGUCUUCUAGCAACAAGGUGAUUGUUUCUGCAUUCGUUAUGUUCGGACAACAUAAAAGUCUGGUAGUGCGUGAUGCCGUUUAUUUUUUUCCCUGUAAACAUUUACAACCUUUAAUUUAGAAGUCAUGUAGUAUGUUCCAGCCUUUAGAACACUGUCAUAUUGCAGCUAAGGUCAGAGCUGGAGUUUUGAUCUUCAACUUGAAACCUCUCAAAAUUGAAUAAUGCCGCUGGUUAUUUGGGUCUGAGUCUCAUCUUAAGAAAUGACUACAGUCAGUUUCAAAAGUACUAAUGGUGGAGAUUUCCUGGGCACAACUUCUUGGAGAGAAUUUCAUGGUUUAGAAGAGCAACUGUGAAUUGUAAAGAAGUAAGUGUUUUAAACAAACGCUGCAAUGAAUCAUUUUUUAUUUGUGGUUCUUCGACCAUCUUGAUCCGGGUCUUGAGAAGCCUACUCUUGGCCUGGCUCUUGGAGGGUUUGAUCUUGACUCUAACUCUGCUCUAUAUUAAAUUAAGGAAACGUCUGAUGUAUGCUCUAUGUUGUAGCAACAGAGCACUGUGUAAAGCAGAGACAAAAUGUACGAAACCGAGUCCUUAAAUUAAACGUGACAGUCACAUGUUUGCAGUGAGCGUUGCAGGUAAAUCUGUUUAAAUAACACCCCCAGUUCUAAGCUCUUUGCAUUAACUUAUGGUGCUUUUCAAAUAGUUUUUUCUCAGUCUGUGUGUAGAGCACUGCCAGAGGCUGAAGUUCUGCUCACCCAUGGUGCACUGCUGGAUGUGAUGUGCUGAUAUUUAAGCUGUUUUUAAAACUGAAGGACCAUGAGCUCCCCACCAAGUCCUUCUCCAACCAGGUGGUUCAAAGCCCUGCGGAGGACAAGGAUAGAGGAUGUGUGUCUGAAGAGUGGAGCAACAGCAUGUUCAGAGGUCCUGAAGAGAGCCAGAGCAGCUUUCAGGGCCAGACGAACAGCCCAGGAUAGCUUCAGAUUGGCCCAGCUGGAGGCUUUGGUGCGCAUGUUGAUGGACCACGAGUGUGACUUUGUAGAUGCUCUUGGAAGGGAUGUGCAUAAGCCUCGCUUUGAAACGGUGAUGUCAGAGCUGAUGACAGUCAAAAAUGAGGCUCUUUACACCAUCAGCAACUUGAAGAAAUGGAUGGAGCCGCAACGCAUAGAGCGCAACUGGGCGACAGCGUUUGAUGAAUGCUUGGUGGUAAAUGAGCCUCUGGGUGUGGUAUGGAUCAUUGGAAACUGGACUAGUCCUCUCCAGCUCUGUCUGGUACCUUUAGUAGGUGCCAUUGCUGCUGGUAACUGUGUGAUUAUAAGCCCACCAGAAACCUGCACUCACACAGCUGUGCUUCUGCACAGACUCAUACCAGCUUACCUGGACAAUGAAUGCUUUCACUCUGUUGUAGUAGCAGCACAUGAAAUUCCAGAAAUUAUAGACCUUAAAUUUGAUCAUGUUUUCUUCUCCGGCGAUAAAGAGAAUGGGAUUAAAGUAGCUCAAGCUGCUGCUCGCACACUGGCCCGUGUGACUCUGGUACUGAGUGGUAAAAACCCUUGUUAUGUUGAUAGUCAAUGUGACAUCAACACCACGGCUCGUCGCAUUGCCUGGGCACGAUUUCAGAAUGCUGGCCAAAGUGCUGUGGCACCUGACUACAUCUUGUGCCAUGUAGAUGCCAAAGAAAACCUCCUGCAGGCCCUCCGCUGUGCACUCCAGCAGUUCUAUGGGACCGAUCCACGUGAGUCCAGGAGCUUUGGCAGGAUAGUGAAUGAGGAGAACUUCAACAAGGCCAAAGACCAGCUGUGCCGAUCUGGAAAGGUGUUUAUAGGAGGUCAGGUGAAUGAGAUGGAGAGGUACAUUGCACCAACUGUUCUGACGGAGGUCGUGGAGUCUGAUCCAAUCAUGCAGCAGGAUGUUUUUGGACCCAUUCUUCCCAUACUGACAGUCCAGGAUGCAGACGAGGCUGUGACUUUCAUCAAUUCCAGAGAGAGACCACUGUGUGUAUAUGCUUACUCCAGUUACAACAAGGUGAUUUCCAAGAUAAUGAAUGAAACAUCCAGCGGAAGUUUCUGUUUGAAUGACAGCGUCUUACAGAGUGUGAUGGUGGGAAUGCCUUUCGGAGGAGUUGGUGCCAGUGGAAUGGGCUCCUAUCAUGGUCGGUACAGUUUUGAUGCAUUCUCUCAUAAGAAGUCCUGCCUUCUGCGAACCACACGGAUUGAGUGCAUGACAUUCUUGCGUUAUCCACCUUAUGAGGACCGCAACCUGUCCUUGGUCAGCCUGGCCAGCUCUCUGAAUCUGAAGAGUCAGGGUUGGUGCACUAUUCUGUAAGAGCCACUGCUGCAGUGAGGACACAAAUCAAAUGCCUUUUUACCCUCGCUGGGAAAGUCUCUUUAAUCAUUUCAUAUAAAACUAUUUUUAAACCCAUGUAUCAACUUAUGUAUUAAAACACAGGAAUGUUCAUUGAUUCUGUACUGUAGAACUCAAUAUUGUAUGCAGCUGUCUGCAACCCACUGUACAACUAUACAGAAUGUUGUAACGCUACAAUAUCUGCAGGGACAGUCCUCUUGGAGUAAACUGCACUUUUAUGUUACUUACAAAUAAGAAUAAAACAAUAAUGCAAGUUCUUCAUUCAAUGGAGAAAAAAACACUAUUGCUAUUUGUCAUGGAAACAUACACUACCGUUCAAAAGUUUGGGGUCAGUAAUCUUUUUU